CAAAAAGGAACACAAAACAAGAAGAAACUUUUCACCAGCUCCAGCGUGGGGCAGGGCACAAAAUAAACACGCACGCCAUAAUGAUCAUCGCCAUUAAAAAUUCAUCAUCGCAGAAAAUUGCUACACCGACAUAGCCAACCAUGGCCUCCAUUUGCAUCUCCUCAACACACCGGUUCUAAGCACACAACAAUGAAAUUAUAAUAUGUUCCACUCCAUCGGUCAUGAAACCAAGCACACGGACGUUAGGUACUCGGUAAAUAAAAUAGUAAUUAACGGUUUAUCAAUCAAUUAUUAAAGUAUCAAAUUGAAAUAAUUUUGCUGGCUUCAUCAAAUAAUUAUAAUUAACUGACCAUCCAAGCAAUCCGGAGCGGUCCUGCCAACCACCAAUGCAGUAACGAUGACAACCUGUGCAUUUUAAACCCUUCAGCGUCGAAUAUAACGUACCUUGCCACCAUGUUCAGUCAAAAAACACAUGUUUUGAAUCAUCAAUUAUGAUUCUAGCUAGAGUUGCUGUAUGGCAACUCACUCCCACACACCACAAGAUUGACCUCACGCUCCAUCCACCUGAAGAAGUAGAGCAACUCUCGCUGGCUUGAUAAAAUUUUCAUCAGAAUCUUGUCAUGGAGGACACCAUCCCCAACAAGCUGACGAGAUAACAAAAGCAAGCUCCCAGAAUUUCCAAACGAAAGAAAAACAAUUCCUCACCCGUACAAAAUCACUCAUCGUCUCACAGUGGGUGGUAACCAUCAUCGCGUAAGCGAACAAAGACCUGCUGCGGUAACUUCUGACGACGCGACGGUGAUGAUAACAGACAUAGUUGCGCAAAACAACAAAGAGUGCCAUGGCCGCGUGCUGCUGAUUGCGCGUUUGCUCCGCCUACUGGAGCUACUGUUGGCUCGCUCUUGCUCAUUGCGGAUGAUAGUGACGGCACUCACCGGUUGCUGCGAUGGAAAACCAAUUUUCCUUCGCGUACCGCGCGCCGUUGGUUGGCUGCUGGGAAAAUUUGCAUGCUUUUACAUCGGCGUCCGGAAUCAAUCACAGUUGAUUGCGGGAAUUCGGUCGAUCCGGACGAAACACGGUGCGAUAUCCUGGAAAAGGUGCCCGACGGUUGGAGCACUUUGGUAGUAGUUUUGGAAAGUGAUACUGGAACUGUGAGAUCAUGUGAAGGAAUUUAAACUGUGUCGUGACAUGAGGAUUGUAAUCUCUUGUACAUAGUGCAUUUUAGUGUAAAAACAGGAUAACACGGAUUAACACAGCGCAGCAUGAACACCUUAACGCAGAACAUCAGCCCAAUACAUUCCAAUCUGGUACGAUUGCAGGACAGCACGACCGCAUCAUCUUUAGUCCUAGACUCCCCGAGCUCGUCGAAAUCAUCCCCCACGACUGUUGUACUGUCGUCAGCCAGCGGGGGUGACAAUCGAACAAACGGCAGCACGCUGAUAGUCACAGGGAACGGCAGUGCCGACGAGGCCCAAGCAAAUGACUUUCUCUCCACCUCACUGUCGUCCCCGGCGUCGGCGGCCUAUCUCUUGCAGCAUCACCACCACCACCUCCAUCACCAUCAUCAUCCUCAUCACGGUCAGCACCAGCAACAGCUAAUACAACAGCACCAACAGCAACAGCAAUUGCAACAACAGCAGCAGCAGGACCUCGUCCACAAUCAUCUCAGUACCAAUGGUCAUCCUCAUCACCAUGGGAACGGAAAUACCAGCGGCAACAGCUCGGCCGGCACUACCACCAAUAGUAAACGAAGUAUAGCAUCCCCGCCUCCGUCGGUAUCCGGAACUAGCAUCGCCACGUCGUCCUCGACCUCGUCCUCGUCGACGUCGGCGUCGGUCACUACGCUGUCCCACGUGAAUCCGUUUCACCACAGUGCUUCCUCGGCACUGCACAAUGAUUACUAUUCCGAGUACCGUCUGGGGACCGAGUACCGGCUGAACUCGCACCAUCCACAUCCCCAUCCGCGGGACUUGUGGACGGCUGCAGCAGCUGUUGCGACGCAUGAAAGCAUCCUAGAUGAGACCUGUGACAGCUACGGCUUGAGGCAUUCAGGUAAAACCCUCCGAAACGAACGCUCGGCAUUCUUCGAUUUCGCGACAACCCCUUCGACGCACCCGGCAGCCGCCGCCGCCGCCUACUGCUAUCGCCUGUCGACGCCACCCCAGCUGGUGAAACGCGAGCCAAGCGACGUAACGGCAUGGCACACCUACUCCGAGCGGAUGUUUUCCGAUCCGCUGUAUACCUCCCUGAAACUUCAAAGUCAACAAUCCUCCUCACCUCAGCUAGCACAGCACUCAAUCUUUCCGGAUUCGACCUCGCAUCUGGCUUCGGCGUUGGAGCAUACGCCUUGUCUCACCGCUGCUCAUCCAAACGACGCUGCCGAGAGCUUCCUGCACCAAGGUUACACCUAUCGCCAAUCGUCCGACAUUGUUACCUCAUCUGAACCCGACUACUGCUCCUCGGCCGGUGGAUCUGCGGCCCUCACGAGUAUAACCACGACUAAUCCAUCACCUCUGAACGCUCUUCCGGGACCCAACGGUCCCCUCCAUCAAAGACGGGGAUCUCUUCAGUUGUGGCAAUUCCUGGUAGCGCUCCUAGAUGAACCGGCGUCCAGUGCGGGAUGCAUAGCCUGGACCGGGCGAGGUAUGGAGUUCAAGCUAGUAGAACCGGAGGAAGUUGCCCGGCGUUGGGGUAUUCAGAAGAACCGCCCUGCCAUGAACUACGACAAGCUGUCGCGAAGUCUGCGGUAUUACUACGAAAAAGGAAUCAUGCAGAAGGUCGCCGGCGAACGGUACGUCUACAAAUUCGUGUGCGAUCCAGAGGCUUUGUUCAACAUGGCGUACGGAACAACCGGUGCUAGUAGCGCCAGUUGUGGUACAGCCAUGGAUUCUACCAAUCUACACGCUCACCAUCAUCAUCACCACCAACAGCAGCAAGGUAGUUCCUCUUCGCCAAGUUGCCAAGGUGGGCAGUCUACGCUUGGCGACGGAGGUGACGAGACGGAUCGUGGAUCAUACUUCGCAUCCGGAUCGUCAGCUUAUAAUCACGGAAACUGAGUAGGCCGGGAUGGUUUCUGAGGUAUUGUGUUGUAGUCAACGGCAUUCUAGGUCGUUGAUGGAAAUUCAAAGAUUUUCCUAUCGAUUUAGUUACCAUUGACGGUGAAUGAUGUUUUAAAAAUAAUAAUAAAU
Molecule: messenger RNA, 3188 nt
Organism: Aedes albopictus (Asian tiger mosquito)
Lineage: Eukaryota; Metazoa; Arthropoda; Insecta; Diptera; Culicidae
Product: ETV5-related protein Ets96B-like
Exons: 5
Coding region: 1263-3056 (597 amino acids)
Biological process (GO): regulation of transcription by RNA polymerase II; cell differentiation
Cellular component (GO): nucleus
Molecular function (GO): sequence-specific DNA binding; DNA-binding transcription factor activity, RNA polymerase II-specific
Source: RefSeq, a predicted model, not a curated record